UUUACUUUCUACUCACUGUCUCACUAUUAGUGCAAGAAAUACAUUUGACCAUAAAAUCCCUCAUCACCUCCGAGAGAAGGGCGCGUGCAGUGUAGAGGCAUUUAGGCAUCUGCGCUGUUUACCCUCAAAGCACGGCUGAAAGAUCGAUGUUGAGGAGCACGAGGUCGUGGGGUGUGUGACAGCUGGGCGGAGAGACUGAAACUCCGGAGGCAGCACGCGCACUGGGGUAGAGGAGGGCAGAUGUUCGGGUAAAUCGGUGCUCAGUGCUGCGUUUUCACCGAAGGGAGAGACUGAGCGAGAGAGAGAGAGAGAGAGAGAGAGAAAGCCGGCGGUUCCGUUGCGGCGUGAGAAAUUUUGACGAGAGGAUGCAGCGGAACCGGAGCAUGCACGCGCGCUACGCGAGCUGCCUCCUACUGUGGCUGACGAGCGCGUGCUGGACAGCGGCGGAGACGCGGGGGUCCCAAUCGGAGAUCCCCUUAUCAGUGGUUAAACUCUGGGCUUCAGCGUUUGGUGGUGAAAUAAAAUCAAUAGCAUCAAAAUACUCUGGAUCACAGCUCUUGCAAAAGAAAUAUAAGGAGCACGAGAAGUCGGUGCGUAUAGAGGAGAUCGACGGCGCAAAACUGGUGAAAAAUUUGGCUCAAAAUAUGGAAGAAAUGUUUCGGAAGAAAGCAGAGGCCACACGAAGGCUUGUUGAAGCAGCAGAGGAGGCUCAUUUACAGCAUGAGGAGAACCCAGACCUACAGUACGAGUAUUUCAACGCCGUGCUGAUAAACGAGGUGGAUGAAGAUGGGAACAGCGUGGAGCUCGGAGGAGAGUUUAUCCUGGAGCCUGAUGAUCACUUUAAUAACCUGUCGGUCAACCUCAGCCUCAGCGUGGUGCAGGUGCCGACCAACAUGUACAAUAAAGACCCCGACAUUGUUAAUGGAGUCUACUGGUCGGAAGCUCUGAACAAAGUUUUCGUAGAUAACUUUAAAAGAGACCCGUCGCUCAUUUGGCAGUACUUCGGAAGCGCCAAAGGAUUCUUCAGACAAUACCCAGGUGUGAAGUGGCAUCCAGAUGAACACGGUGUCAUCUCUUUUGACUGCAGAAAUCGAAAAUGGUAUAUCCAGGCGGCCACGUCUCCAAAAGACGUUGUGAUUCUGGUGGACGUCAGUGGCAGUAUGAAGGGUCUAAGACUCACUAUCGCUCGACAGACUGUCGCCUCCAUACUGGACACACUAGGAGACGAUGACUACUUCAAUAUUAUCGCGUACAACCAGGACGUCCAUUAUGUGGAACCCUGUCUGAACGGAACCCUGGUUCAAGCUGACAGCACUAAUAAGGAUCACUUUAAAGAGCACCUGAACAAGUUAUUCGCUAAAGGAAUCGGACUCUUGGGCAAUGCGUUGAGUGAGGCGUUUACUAUCUUAAAUGAGAUUAAUCAGACCGGUCGUGGAAGUUUGUGUAGUCAGGCGAUCAUGCUGGUCACAGAUGGAGCUACUAAAAUGUAUGACGAAGUUUUCGCCAAGUAUAACUUACCCGACCGAAAGGUUCGAAUAUUCCCUUACCUGAUCGGUCGGGAAUCUGCCUUCGCUGAAAACCUCAAAUGGAUGGCGUGCGCCAAUAAAGGCUAUUUCAGUCAGAUCUCAACGCUGGCGGACGUGCAGGAGAACGUCAUGAGAUAUUUGCAUGUGAUGAGCAGACCGAAAGUCAUCGACCAUGAACAUGACACAGUAUGGACUGAAGCUUAUGUGGACAGCGCUCUCGCACAGGCGCACAAGCAGCUUGGAGAGAAUAAGGGUCCGAGCCCGAUGACGACGGUGGCCAUGCCUGUGUUUAGCACCAAGAAUGAGACGAAAAACCAAGGCAUCCUGCUGGGUGUCGUAGGCACUGACAUCCCCAUUCAAGAGUUAAUGAAAACCAUACCGAAACACAAGCUGGGAAUACACGGAUACGCUUUUGCCAUCACCAAUAAUGGAUAUAUCCUGACACAUCCUGACCUGAGACCCCUGUACCAGGAAGGCCAGAAAAGGAAGAAACCCAGUUACAGCAGUGUGGACCUGUCGGAGGUGGAAUGGGAAGAUAAAGAGGAUGUUUUGCGCACAGCAAUGGUGAACAGAAGGACUGGAACUUUCUCAAUGGAAGUGAAAAAAACUGUGGAUAAAGGGAAGCGUGUGUUGACGAUGCACAAUGAUUAUUACUACACUGACAUUAAAGGAACUCCAUUUAGUGUAGGUGUGGCUCUCUCUCGUGGACAUGGCAAAUACUUCUUCAAAGGGAAUGUUUCACUUGAAGCAGGUCUGCAUGACUUGGAGCAACCCGAUGUAGCCUUAGCUGAUGAAUGGACGUACUGCAACACAGAUGAGCACCAUGAGCACCGUCACCUCACACAAGUUCAGGCCAUCAAACUCUACAUGACCAGCCGUAGACCUCACCUUAAAUGUGACAGAGAGCUGAUACAGCAGGUUCUCUUCGAUGCUGUGGUCACGGCGCCUUUAGAAGCGUACUGGACCGGACUGGCCCUCAACAAGUCUGAAAAUUCUGAUAAAGGGGUAGAAAUCGCCUUCCUCGGGACCCGCACCGGGCUUUCUAGAACCAACCUGUUUGUCGCUCCAGAGCAGCUGACCAAUCAAGAUUUUCUCACGGCUGAAGAUAAAGAGGGCGUCUUUAACGCGGAUCAUUUUCCUCUGUGGUAUAAGAGAGCGGCAGAGCAGGUGCCCGGCACCUUUGUUUAUUCGAUUCCUUUCGGUUCAGGGGGAGAAAAUAAAAGUGUGGUUUUGGCCAGCACUGCUAUCCAGCUACUGGAUGACAGAAAGUCUCCUAUAGUGGCAGCCGUAGGAAUUCAAAUGAAGCUGGAAUUCUUUCAGAGAAAAUUCUGGACUGCCAGUCGACAGUGUAAUGCUCUGGAUGGGAAAUGCAUCAUCAGUUGUGAUAAUGAGGACAUUAAAUGUUAUCUUAUAGACAACAAUGGCUUCAUAUUGGUCUCUGAAGAAGUUUCUCAGACAAAUCUGUUCUUUGGUGAAGUAGAAGGAGCCGUCAUGAACAAACUGCUUCUCAUGGGCUCUUUUAAAAAGAUCCCUUUAUAUGACUACCAGGCUCUGUGUAAGGGGUACGCAGGCAGCAGUGACAGUUCUAACAGUCUGUUAGAUCCCUUCACCACCGUGAAAUGGCUUUUGACUGAACUUGUCAUAUUUCUGCUGGAGUUUAAUCUGUAUAGCUGGUGGAACUGUGGCUCUACAGUAAACGCUCAGAGAUCUCAGAGGAUGAUGAUGGUUCCAUGUGACACCGAGUAUCCAGCGUUCGUGUCUGAACGCACCAUCAAAGAGACGACAGGCAAUAUUGACUGUAAUGGCUGUAUACGCACAUUUGUCAUACAGCAAAUUCCCAGCAGUAACCUGUUUAUGGUGGUGGUUGAGAAUAAAUGUGACUGUAGCUUCGCCCCCCGUGUUACCAUGGAACCCAUCGAGAUCAUUUAUAAUGAGUCUCUGAAGUGUGACAGACUGAAGUUUCAGAAGGAUCGCAGACGACCGCAGUCCUGCCAUCCCUUCCAUCCACAGGAGAACGCUGUGGAAUGUGGUUCAGCGAACACGCUGAAUUUUUCGUUGGUGGCCAUUCUAUUCUCUGUACUCGCCUUGCUUAUCAGCAGGUGACCUCUGACCCCGGCCUCGACCGUUAGGCUUAUUUACACCCAAUCAGAGAGCCAUAUGCUUCUGCCAAACAUGUAACUCGGCCCACAGAGACAGAAAACAUCUUUGUGAUGUCUGAAUUACUAAGAAUAGAUGAUAUUUAUUACUGUCAAAGACUUUGUUAGAAUCUGUUGAGUGUUUUAUUCUUACAUACUGUAUGGACUAGUGAUUAGAUCUGCCAGCCGUCACAGCUAAGCGCAGUCCAUGUAGCUGUCUAGCCUCGAGAUAAUUAUAUACACAACGUUAGUCUUAUACUGUACGAUCUUAAGCACAGAGGAAAGCUGAGCAAAAGUGUUCUUGGUGUCGGUAUUAUUUGCCUGCCUCCCAGUUCGAUUCAGAAUUUAAUUCAACUCUGAAGAUGCAUGACGUGAAAAAAUAGGAAUAUUUCACAUUGCUGUUUGUAAGAAUAGCGUACAUCAUCAAGCGAUGAGAUGUGGGUUCUUCACAAACUUGAAAAAGUUUUGCCUGCUUAAAGUAUUUGGAAAAUGCCUUUUGAUUGUUUUAUCCCUUUACAUCAAAGGA
Messenger RNA from Triplophysa dalaica, 4187 nucleotides. It is a transcript of the gene cacna2d3, whose product is annotated as calcium channel, voltage dependent, alpha2/delta subunit 3. Lineage: Eukaryota; Metazoa; Chordata; Actinopteri; Cypriniformes; Nemacheilidae. Gene Ontology annotation, molecular function: voltage-gated calcium channel activity. The coding region runs from base 366 to 3629 and encodes 1087 amino acids. Gene Ontology annotation, cellular component: voltage-gated calcium channel complex. The record is from RefSeq and is a predicted model, not a curated record. The transcript has 38 exons.